Molecule: messenger RNA, 1864 nt
Organism: Arabidopsis thaliana (thale cress)
Lineage: Eukaryota; Viridiplantae; Streptophyta; Magnoliopsida; Brassicales; Brassicaceae
Product: Bifunctional inhibitor/lipid-transfer protein/seed storage 2S albumin superfamily protein
Exons: 1
Coding region: 64-1656 (530 amino acids)
Source: RefSeq, marked reviewed
GUUCACCAGUAUCCGUACAAUAUAGUCCUUCUUUAAGGACAUAUAUAUAUAACCUCGGACAAAAUGAAUCCAAAAUGUUCAAAAACAACCCUAGCCCUCUUCUUCGCAUUCACCAUCCUCCUCAUUGGCCACGCUGAAUCUAAUAGCCGUCCCCGCCCUAGAACACCACCUCCACCACGAACCCCAAGAACUCCAUCACCUCCUCCACCACGAACCCCAAAAACUCCACCACCUCCUCCACCACGAACCCCAAGAACUCCACCACCUCCUCCACCACGAACCCCAAGAACUCCACCACCUCCUCCACCAAGGACCCCAAGAACUCCACCAACAGCUCCUCCACGUACGCCACCAGUUUCUCCGCGGAUACCACCAAUUCUUCCUCCAAAGACUCCACCAACCGCUCCCCCACAAACACCACCGGUUUCUCCACCAAAGAGUCCCCCAAAUUCUCCUCCGCGUGCACCACCACUUUCUCCACCAAGAACUCCACCAACAUCUCCUCCGCGUGUACCACCACUAUCUCCUCCAAGAACUCCACCAACUUCUCCUCCACGUGCACCACCAAUUCCUCCUCCAAGAACUCCAUCGACUUCUCCUCCCCGUGCACCACCACUAUCCCCGCCAAGAACUCCACCAACUUCUCCUCCACGUGCACCACCGGUUCCUCCUCCUAAUACUCCACCGACUUCUCCUCCUCGUGCACCACCACUAUCCCCGCCAAGAACUCCACCAAAUUCUCCUCCAAGAACUCCACCAACUUCUCCUCCACGAGCACCACCAGUUCCUCCUCCAAGAAUUUCACCGACAGCUCCUCCACGUGCCCCACCACUAUCCCCGCCAAGAACUCCACCAACUUCUCCUCCACGUACACCACCGCUAUCUCCCCCUAUAACUCCACCAACUUCUCCUCCGCGUGCACCACCUCUAUCCCCGCCAAGAACUCCACCAACUUCUCCUCCGCGUGCACCACCAAUAUCUCCCCCAAGAACUCCACCGAGUUCUCCUCCUCGUGCACCACCAAUGCCCCCACCAAGAACUCCACCAACUUCUCCCCCGCUUUCACCUCUAUCUCCUCCGCCAAGAAGUCCACCAAUGCCUCCUACACGUACACCCCCUGUGUCCCCACCAACUUCUCCUUCACGGACACCACCAGUUACUCCUCCAAGGGCUCCACCAACCGCUCCCCCACAAACACCACCGGUAUCUCCGCCAAUAGUUCCCCCAAAUUCUCCUCCAAAGAGACCACCGAUGUCUCCUCCCAUAACUCCACCAACUUCUCCUCCACGUGCACCACCACAAUCACCGCCAAUAACUCCACCAAUUUCUCCCCCACGUGCACCACCAACGCCCCCAGGGACACCUUCAGUACCACCGCCGCCGAGGACUCCACCACCGCCUCCCCCGAGUGGUAGAUGCCCUAGGAAUGGUAUCCCACUACAAAUAUGUAGCACUAUCCUAAAUAUGUUCGAUGGUUUCCUAGGAUUAGGAACGGCGCAACCAUGUUGUUCUCUCAUUCGUGGUCUUUCUGAUGCUGACGCACUUGCCUGCCUUUGUGAAUCAGUGAGAGCACCAAGUCGCAGUCUUCCUCGUAAUAUCAUCAACCUCUUUAUGACUUGUGGUCGUAGCAUUCCCCCAGGCUUCACUUGCCCAUGACCACCUCCUUUCCCCACAAUAAACUAAAAAACCUACUUACUAUACACUUAACCGUGAUUUUCUUUUGUUUCUAAAUAUAUACUUUGUUCCAAUAAUGUAAUAAAAAAUAAAAUAAAGUUUGUACGGGAGUGUUGAUUGUCUUUAUUUUAGAUUUUGAAUCACGUUGGAGUUUACAAAUAUUACUGGAAAAAAAAGUAAUUGAAGAACU